Molecule: messenger RNA, 2101 nt
Organism: Acipenser ruthenus (sterlet)
Lineage: Eukaryota; Metazoa; Chordata; Actinopteri; Acipenseriformes; Acipenseridae
Product: small integral membrane protein 30-like
Exons: 1
Coding region: 87-275 (62 amino acids)
Source: RefSeq, a predicted model, not a curated record
AUUUUCCAAUGCACUUUCACGUAGCCAGGAAAUGUACCCUAAUCAUCAGACCGUCACCCUGAUCACCUGAUCAACUCGUGGGCAAAAUGGCUUCUAGAUCAGAUUUCUUCGGGAGUCCCCUGCUUCUCGGUUUCUUUAUACUUUCCUUGCUACCAACGGCUGAAGCUUUUGAUGGAGGGGACGCAGUUGCUCUCCUUCUCGGAAUGACAAUUUCCGUCGUUGGAUUUUGUGCCUGUCUGGGUUGGUAUUCGCGGAAAAGAAACGGACAGCUGUAAGAACUGAUGUCUGCACUUGCAGCAGUACAGGCCUGUGUACCCGGAAGUUAAGAAUUUGUAUUUUUCCUGGAGAUUUUGAAACAUGUUUUUUAAGAAUUUGUAUGUAAAACGGCUUAAAUUCUAAAAGCACAGUUAAACUAAUGAUGUAAACAAAUUGAACAUAAGAAUUACUACUCGUGAAGAGCUGCGUGAAACAAGACGACCGGGCAGUGGUAUUCAGCAAACUCGAAAUCUGUUGCUUGAUACUAGUGGAAAACUGUUUAACAUUGCACAAUUUGAUUUGUAAAAGAAAGAAAAAAAUCAACGUUGAUUAUCUUUGGACGUUUGCGGGACUGUUGAGUUUUGACUUGUCUCCAGUAUCUGCGCAGAAUGCACCAUCAUUCCAUCGAGACUGAUGCGCAACCAUUCCCUUUCACUUCAGCUUUGGAACGCGUUCUACAUAUUGUUACUGGCUGCACUGUCUUUCCAAAUUGCAAUGCGAGCUUGACUACGUUCUACACGUUUGGGAGACUACUGUAACCUUAAUUAUUGUCAGUAAGAGUCUGCCAUAGGGGAAAAAAUUAAAACCGUUUUGUGUACAGUAUAUUUUGCAUGAUGUAAUGUAUCGUGUCUGUGUGGGGCACUGAAACUUAUCCUGGCAUUUAUCACCUUUGUUCACACAGUAAACACGUUAUGACCCUGUUGCAGACAUUCAAUUGUUGUUUUACUAUGUAUAGUACUUUUUUAAAAAAUUGUGAUUUAUGCAUAAACCCAAAAAGUUAAAGUACGAUCAUUGAUGACCACAUUAUUUAACUGUUUUGUGAUCCAGUGUAAAACUACAGUAAUAUCGUAAUAUUUCUGAAAAAUUAUCCAAAGCCUCUAAGUACCUCCAUGAACAAUACUGUUGCAUACUGAAUAUACGUUCUUCAAAAGAAAAACGGUACCCUUUAAUUGUACAUAUUCAUAAAAAACAUAAGAAGUUAAAAACGUCUUAACAGGAUUAUUUUGAUUUUCCUGGUUGCUAUUUCUUUUUUUCUUUUUUUUUUUUUUUUGGUAGAGGUGUGGCCCAACUUUAUACACUAUUGGCUGUAAACCCUUUCAUAUAUAUAUUUUGAAAGAAGUGCUGGGAUAGAAGCCCAAGAUCUUUUUCAAAAUAUACCUUUUUAUUUUUCAAUUUCAUUCAAUUUGUACAUUUAAAUCCAAUAUACAAUACAAUCAAUUUUCACAUUAAACAUAAUUUUCCCCAAGUCUCCCUUUACAGAGCCCUAAUACAAAUCAUUUAUCGACCCAAGUUUGGUGUAAUCGGCCAAUGUAUCUUGUCCAAGUCAGUCAUAUAAAUAAGGAGCAGUAAGCAACUGAGCACUGCCAUUUGUUGUACACCUCUGUUCCUUAGAUCUCUCUUAUAAAAGUGUGCCACAUUAUAAAUGCAGUCAAGUCAACACUAUUGUUGUACUGCAUAAGGUUGUACUACUGCAGUUUCUGUACAAGUUCACUGGACAAUGUUGUGCAGGUGCAGAAAAACUGUUCAUAAUGCUAUUAUUGUUACAACAACAUGUCUACAUUAGUUUUCUUUCCAUUGGUGUUUCAAAUAUGAUAAUGUAUACAAUUGCGAUGACAAUGGGGGGGAUGUAAUUGUUACAAUUGCUCUCUACUUAUUAAAAAUAGGUUUAAAUGAGGGUUACAUAUUCAUGUUAAAUGCAGAGAGAAGCACUCAUUCCCUUUUAAGCUGUAAAUGGGGGGGGGGGUCAAUCAAAUAGAUGUAUUCAAGGUUCUCUGAACCUCAUGUUGCUUCUUACUCUCAGACAGUAACAGAUGUACUGUAAUAAAUUAUUUUUCUUGCUCUCCAA